UGUGUGUGUGUGUGUGUGCUGUAGAUAAACAGGGAGAUGUGAGACCUUCAAAUUAAAAGCCCACAUCUUGUCUCUGUAAAAUGAAACAUUUACUGAGUCACUCACAGCUUCUGCUGAACUGAUGUAACCAGUGCGUGUGUGUGUGUGUGUGUGUUUGUGUGUGUGUAUCUUGAUAUAGAUAGAUAAUUAAUAUUAUCUAUAAUUAACACGUAAUGCACAGCAGAGCCCAGGGCAGGUAGUUUAUUAAAUAUCAUGAAUUCUCAUUAAAUGAUGACGUUAAGUGUGAUUUAUACUUCUGCGUUGAAUCGACGCCGUCGAUUGGUACCAGAUUGGUCGGGUGGGUUGCCUCGCAAUGCCUCCGAGCAGACAGGAAGUGCCACGUACUUUGAAGUAACUUCUACUAGUGGCCAAACCAGCGGCUGUAACACGAUGGAUCAAUAUAGGAGCGAAGUGACUCGUUUCACUAUCAGAAGGAGAUCCAUUCGGUCAAGAACAUUUGAAAAGGCUGUAACAGCUGCACGUUUAUAAUUUUACCUCCAUUCACGUUAGCUACGCCGUAGGCCCGACGCAGGAGUUAAAUUAAACUUUAGUCUUGUGAUAUUCUGCCAUUUCUCUGGACCGGUCAGAGAGAACACAGAUCUGUGGCAGAAAGUCUGCUGAAACACAGGAGCUGUUAAAGUCCAGGAGUUUCUAACUGAAUUAAAUUAAUUCAUGUCUCACGGAGGGGAAAAGGAGCCACGGUUACAUUUAUAGAUGUCACUUCCCCAAACAGAGACACAAAGAGGAGGGACGGCGAAAUCCUGACUCAGCAGAUAUUAAAGACGUUGAUCUACAGCAGAAACAGACCUGAGAGCAGCACUGAGUUAGACUCUGUUCCAGUUUCCUUUACAGAAACAUUUCCACCAGAAACUGAUGCAGAAGGUUUGACCAGAACGCAGGAAAUGAACUUUUUAAUGCUCAAAGAGUUCAAAUAAUUCGGCUUGAUUUCGUAAAAAUAAUUCAAAAUGUGGUCCAGUGAGCGGAGUGUCUCGUCACGCCCUAAUAUGUAAACACACAGUAUAUAACAGGUUACUAACGAACCACUGCUUAGGAAUCAAUCCGAACAUCUGACGCUCAGAGAGAAAGACAAAAAUAAGAGUUUUUUUGGUCAAACACUUGUCUUAUUUUGGUAGUUUUGUCCAUCAUUUCCUGUCUCUCAGUAAUAAUACAUACCAAUCUAAAAGUGUCAAAAUAAGAGUCACGGUGGAGGAACUUUUAUUAGGAUGAUUAUUCUAUGCAGGGAGAAACUAACAUACAAAUAUUUCAGCAUGUUUAAUAAAAUAAAUGUUUUCUUUUCUUUAUCUUUCCUCCAGUUUCUUCUACUCUCCCGUCUUUACAUCCACCUCCCCUCCCCCACUCACACUUUCACACCUCUAUUAUUUAUAUAUUUAUUUUAUCUCUGUCGUUUUAUUUCCUGCCCUCUUGUCUUCGAUGGCGCCUCGUGAAUAGAAAGCGGCAAGUGGACAGAGGACAGUUUGUCUCUUAUGCAGAUGAGCUGUGGAACAAACGCUGCAUUCAGGCUCCCAGCAGAGACGUAAAUCUGAGUUUCAGCUCAGUUGCCAGAUGUUUGAUGAGGUCUCUGAGAUUCAGUGAGGAUCUUCUGUAAAGAAGAUGUUGAGACAGAUUUAAUCUGAUUAUCAGAGGUGGAGCCACAAACAUUGGAUCCUACAUUUCCCAUGAUGCACCUGCACCACACGCUUUGCCUGAGGGUGCAUUCCAGUUGUACUGAACUCCCAACUCAGGUUUUACAAAAUUCCCAGCUCCGACUUCCAUCCUCUGAGGUAAACUGAAAUCGCCGUGAAUCCACAUGUCUGGACUUUGGUCUUAACGGGUUCCUGGGAAGUCAACGAAUGUGGAGGCCGCUUUCAAAUUAUGUCCACAUGGGACCUCAAGUGGACUUUCUGUGAGAGUCCACCUGGGGGGAUUGCACAGAAUACCCAUAAUUCAUUUCAAAGUUAUCAAAGAAAGGAAAUAAUCAAAAUAAUAAUAAUCAGAACAACAAGUUCCGGGCCUGAAACACCUGUAGGAAGAGGUGUGGACUCGAGUCACAUGACUUGGACUCGAGUCAGACUCGAGCCACAAAUAUGAUGACUUUAGACUCGACUUUGGCUUAAACACCAGUGACUCGUGACUUCACUUGGAGCCCUCUGAGUCGAGCUGACUUGACGCCCUCCCAAAUAUAAAUGUUCAUAUUAAUAAAAACUCAUCAACACUUAAUUGGUGUAGAGCAGAUCAAAGUUUAGGACUUAAGACUUGACUUGGAUCUGCCUGUCUGGACAUGAUUGCUUGAGACUUACUGGUCCUCUGGCUGUGAUUAAUAGACUCUGUAGAGACUCUCACCUGGUUGGUUCUCUGUCCGGCUGCAGCUUCCUUUCCUGCUUCACUCUCCGGAGCUUCGUUUAAAAAGCUGCAGAGUCAGUCAGAGAGUAGCUGCUGAAGAUUUAGCGGCUACAGAGCCAGAUGUUUCCCUCCGGAGCUGCUGUAGACCAAACACAGAGCUCAACAUGUCAACAUGUCAAAGGUCCUAUUGAUAAGCAUUAACGUGGUCGCUGCCCUUAGCAGAAACAGGCGCAGUGAGGUGUGAUGUCUCCUUCCUGUCUGAACCGUGUGUUUCUCGUUGUGCAGAAGAAGCUGGCGGCAGAGCCCGACUACACGGACGUGUCGCUGACGGCAGCGGAGCGUGUGCGGGCGCUGGGAAAGAUGGGAUGCAGCGUGGAGAUCAACGAGGACAUCGCGCCGAGGCGCUACUUCCGCUCCGGAGUGGAGAUGGAGCGCAUGGCGGCGGUUUACCUGGAAGAGGGCAGCCUGGAGAACGCCUACGUCCUCUACACCAAGUUCAUCACUCUGUUUGUAGAGAAGUUGCCCGGCCACAGAGACUAUCAGCAGUGCAGCGUUCCAGAGAAGCAGCUCAUCAUGAAGAAACUUAAGGAAGUGGCGUUUCCUCGUAAAGACGAGUUGAAGAAACGUCUUCAGGAGAAAUACAGCAGGGAACACAGCGAGUACCUCAGAGCCCAGAGCCAGGCAGUGGUGGUGGAUGGGUGUGGCCAGCAGCUACAGCGGCUCUCCCUAUUGGACGAGGACAGGAGGCGGUUCCUGCUGUUGGAGGAGGAGCGGCAGCGUGUCGCCGCCCUGCGACGCAUGCAGAUCGAAUCAGAACAGUUUCGCUACUUCGAGGACCAACUCAGGCGCCAAGAACUGGCCAAUAGGAGAGGAGAGGAGGCGGAGCAAAAGGUGGGGACCAAAGUGCCUGAGGUGAUGGACGGCUCCUGUCUGUCUCAGCAGCCAAUCAGAGACACUGUACGAUCUCAGGGGGGGGAUCCUACCAGGAUCAAACCGCCAACUCCCGUCAGCCAACCAGCUGCCACGCUGGCUGGAGUACACAGUCAGAGGGUGGAGGGUCUGAGGCGGGUGGUGAUUCCCAGAGAUCUGACGUAUCGUUUCCUCCUGCUGGCCGACUCCAACACAGCCAGAGGAAUAGAAACCUGUGGAGUCCUCUGUGGACAACUGACGCACAAUGAGUUCAUGCUGACUCACGUCGUGAUCCCGAAACAGUCGGCUGGGCCGGAUUUCUGCGACAUGGAGAACGUGGAGGAACUGUUCAGCUUCCAGGACCAACAGAACCUGCUGACGCUUGGCUGGAUCCAUACUCAUCCCACUCAGACGGCCUUCCUCUCCAGCGUUGACCUCCACACUCACUGCUCCUAUCAGCUGAUGCUGCAGGAAGCCAUCGCCAUCGUCUGCGCUCCCAAACACAAUGAUACUGGUGUGUUCAGGUUGACCGGGCCGGGGAUGUCGGAGGUUUCUGGCUGCAGACUGAAAGGUUUCCAUCCUCACUCCAAGGAGCCUCCUCUGUUCAGCGUGUGUAAACAUGUGGUGGUGAGGGACUCAAAGAUCAGCCUGCUGGACCUCAGGUGACAGACAGGAGGCGCUGUCUGUCUCUUUACUGCCGGGCUGAUUGAAAACUGUGAAGUGUGAAUGUGUCGUCGUGAUGUUUUUCAGCAUUUGACCUUUUUGAAAAAAGCAUUUCAAAACUCAGUGUUCGGUUUUCUGGAAGUGCUUUGACAUUUUUGUGAAAUUUGUUCUAACAAAUGUUUGUUUUGCUUUUGGAAUCAGCUGCUGGCUGUACAAAGAUAUAAAUCUCUAUAUUUUUGCUUUUAUUCUUUGUGGAUCAGAGUUUCUCCUGCAGUGUAAGAUGUGCUGUGUUGAAGUGACGAGUGCCUUCUUAUGAAAAACUAACAAACGUGAAUGUUUACCUGCCUGUGUUCAGAGAACAAAUCACCACUUAUAUUUGAUAUGUUUUUGCUUCAUGACGUUGAUCCCUAGUUUUGCAUUAACUGGAGAGAACACGUGAGGUCGCCUUCGUAGGUAGAGAUGAAAACAAUCUUGCACAAAGCAUUAAUGUCAGCGCUGUAUCGUAGGCAGUCACACUGAGCCAAUCAGCAGCAGCUGCACAACACAAGAGCCAAAAUCAGCAGCAGCUGCACAACACAAGAGCCAAUCAGCAGCAGCUACAGAACGCACAGAAAGAGCCAUAGACUGUGAACAACGCCCCCUUUAGCUUCAUGCUAACGUCUCCCUCUUAUCUACCUUACAAACAUGAACACAAGUCUCGUACUGAACGAGGAAGCAAACAGUCAGUGGGGAAAAGCGCACCGCUAACAUCAGUGUGCAGGCUAAUUAGCUAGUUAGCUGCUCAGCUGUAACACAUUAAACAGCAUGUAAACACACCUGCAAACGUUACCUGGGUCUGGAUAGAUGCAGUUGUGGUUCUUACUCUUCACUUGUCUGUCCAUGACAUACACAAGUUAGUUUACUUUGUCUGCAUUCCCUAUGGCAUAACACAGAUGCUCUCUCGUUCUUUCAUGCGCUACAGACACUCUUGUAUGCUAGAGACAUUCUGACGUUCCCUACAGACGCUGUCUCAUUCCCUACGGCGUAACAGCAGGAGGUGUAGAGCGUGGGGUUUAUGUUGUGGUUUAUUUGUAUACACAAAUAAAAAAAAAUGUCUUGGUACUGAACCAAAUGAACUUCAGCUGUGAAAGAGACCUACGGUACCCACAGUAAUAAAUGUUGUAUUUUCAUCUCAGAGGCCAUGAAACUAAUCAUCGUAUUAAACAUACCGUUAUCUCACUUGAGUUUGCAGGCCUGAAUUUACCCUUAAAAAACAAAAUCAUUUAAUCUCAAAUCUAUGUUUUAUCAAUAAGUUAUUGUCAAUAACUUUGUAAUAAACCCCCUGGUUCCUAACAAACCUGCUCUGCUGCUGUGUGGGGAUGCAGAAUGUUUUUACUUUGUGCACCAGCCGAUGUUUUAAUGUUCGUUGAAGAUCAACUGAACAGCUGUUUUUAAACUUGUUUUUGUUAAUAAAAAACCAACUGCUGCUCCGACCCGUCA
This is a messenger RNA of Micropterus salmoides (largemouth bass), 5430 nucleotides long. RefSeq names its product STAM binding protein-like 1 (gene stambpl1). The coding region runs from base 2623 to 3954 and encodes 443 amino acids. Gene Ontology annotation, biological process: protein K63-linked deubiquitination. NCBI's taxonomy places the organism in Eukaryota, Metazoa, Chordata, Actinopteri, Centrarchiformes, Centrarchidae. Gene Ontology annotation, molecular function: metal-dependent deubiquitinase activity; K63-linked deubiquitinase activity; protein binding. The record is from RefSeq and is a predicted model, not a curated record. The transcript has 10 exons. Gene Ontology annotation, cellular component: membrane; endosome.